This is a messenger RNA of Fraxinus pennsylvanica, 2325 nucleotides long. The record is from the annotation of a GenBank genome assembly. Lineage: Eukaryota; Viridiplantae; Streptophyta; Magnoliopsida; Lamiales; Oleaceae.
AUGGCUCCCAGUUUGAGCAAAGGUGGUUCAAAUGCCACUGUUCUUGCUGAUGGAUUCAGCAAUUCAUCAAUCACAUUAGAUGAAGAUAAUUUCAUUGUCAACGAUCAUGUUUUUCUCUCUGAAGUUCCGGCGAAUAUCACUGCCACACCAUCACCUUACACCGCCGGUGAAAAGUCCGUAGCAACCUCUCCGGGAUGCUUUAUGGGCUUCGAUGUGAAGGAGCCAGAAGGCCACCAUGUUAUCCCAAUUGGGAAGCUCAAAGAUAUCAAAUUCAUGUCUAUUUUCAGGUUCAAGGUCUGGUGGACUACCCACUGGAUUGGAACCAAUGGAAGGGACCUUGAAAGGGAAACACAAAUUGUCAUUCUUGACAAAUCGUCCACUGGCAGACCCUAUGUUUUGCUUCUUCCACUCAUAGAAGGGCCUUUUCGGGCUUCACUUCAGCCCGGAAAAGACGACUACAUCGACAUCUGCGUCGAAAGUGGGUCGAGCAAAGUCACCGAAGCUUCAUUCCGGAGUGUUCUCUACAUGCACGUCGGUGAGGAUCCGUUCAGUUUGGUGAAAGAAGCCACGAAAGUAGUUCGAGCUCACCUUGGAACUUUCAGGCUCCUGGAGGAAAAAACUCCACCAGGUAUUGUAGACAAAUUUGGGUGGUGCACUUGGGAUGCUUUUUAUUUGACUGUUCAGCCUCAGGGCGUCUGGGAGGGUGUAAAGGGGCUGGUGGACGGCGGCUGUCCACCGGGGCUGGUGUUGAUCGACGACGGGUGGCAGUCCAUUUGCCACGACGAGGAUCCGAUCACUUCCGAGGGCAUAAAUCGGACAUCCGCCGGUGAGCAAAUGCCAUGCAGGCUGAUAAAAUUCGAAGAAAAUUACAAAUUCAGAGACUACGUGAGUCCGAAUAAGGGGGAGGGCAUGGCAGCAUUUAUAAGGGACCUCAAGGACACCUUCGACAGUGUGGACUAUGUGUACGUGUGGCAUGCCCUGUGUGGGUACUGGGGUGGGAUUCGACCCGAUGUUCCGGGCCUGCCGGAGGCAAAGGUGAUUAAACCCAAGUUGACACCUGGAUUAGAGACUACUAUGGAAGAUUUGGCUGUUGAUAAGAUUGUGAACAAUGGUGUUGGAUUGGUCCCACCAGAGAUUGCUGAUCGUAUGUAUGAAGGUAUACACGCUCGUCUUGAAUCUGUCGGAAUUGAUGGAAUCAAGGUGGAUGUCAUUCACCUAUUGGAAAUGUUGUGCGAGGACUAUGGUGGGAGAGUCGACUUGGCCAAGGCUUAUUACAAAGCCUUGACAUCUUCGGUUAGGAACCACUUCAAAGGGAAUGGUGUGAUUGCUAGCAUGGAACACUGUAACGAUUUUAUGUUCCUUGGAACCGAGGCCAUAUCUCUUGGCCGUGUUGGUGAUGACUUUUGGUGCGUUGAUCCAUCUGGGGAUCCCAAUGGCACAUUCUGGCUUCAAGGGUGCCACAUGGUUCACUGUGCCUACAACAGCUUGUGGAUGGGCAAUUUCAUCCAUCCUGAUUGGGACAUGUUCCAAUCUACCCAUCCCUGUGCGGAUUUUCACGCCGCCUCCCGUGCAAUUUCCGGCGGACCCAUAUAUGUUAGUGACUCAGUGGGCAAGCACAAUUUUGAGUUGCUCAAGAGCCUGGUUCUGCCUGAUGGUUCCAUCUUGCGCUGCGACUACUAUGCCCUCCCUACUCGUGACUGCCUCUUUGAAGACCCCCUCCAUGAUGGGAAAACCAUGCUAAAAAUUUGGAACCUGAACAAGUACACUGGAGUUGUGGGUGCCUUUAACUGUCAAGGAGGAGGAUGGUGCAGGGAAACAAGGCGCAAUCAGUGCGCCUCCCAGUAUUCCCAUGUUGUCUCGUCCACGGCCAGCCCCAAUGACAUCGAGUGGACACAUGGCACAAACCCAAUUCAAGUUGAAGGAGUUCAAGUAUUUGCUGCCUAUCUGUUCUGCGAAAAGAGGCUCAUACUAGCAAAAUCAUCGAGCGCCAUUGAUAUUUCACUCGAGCCCUUCAAUUUUGAGCUCAUAAUAGUCUCUCCAGUGGCAGUUUUGGCGAACACAUCCAUCCAAUUUGCUCCGAUUGGUCUGGUGAACAUGCUCAAUACUGGUGGCGCAAUUCAGUCAUUGGAGUUUGAUGAUGAUGAUGAUUCGGUGCAAGUUGGUAUCAAAGGGACGGGCGAAAUGAGGGUUUAUGCAUCACAGAAGCCAGUAGCGUGCAGAAUCAAUGGGAAAAAUGUGGCAUUUGGCUACGAGGAGUACAUGGUUAUAAUUCAAGUCCCAUGGCCAGACUCUUCUGGGAUUUCUGUUAUUGACUACUUGUUUUGA